UAAAAAAAUAACAAGGUGUCGCUAGUAUUUUUUUAAAUUUUUUUUUAUAAAACUUUUAUGAUCCAUUCAUAAAUUUGUUUUUACGUUUGAAUUAUGAGAAUUCAAUAUUUGUGGAGACAAAGGACUUUGUUUCAGUUGAUGGCUCAUAGAAGAGCAUCAACUUAUAAUAAAAGACCAUUCUGGAGACGUCCAUGGCCUGCAGCAUUACUAGGAUGUGCUGUAGUAGGUACCGCAGCUAUUGCAUUUUCUAAACCUUCACCGAUCGAUGCAAACUAUCCAGCAUCUGUUGCCAGGUAUAUACAUGAGGCACUGUACAGGCAAACGGGAUCGAGCAUUCAAGACUUUCAACGUGCCUGGAAAGCAUACCAGUCUGCUAUUGAGCAGGCUGAAAAGGAAAAUAUGGAUAUGGAAUCGGCACCAGUACAAGGUAUUCGACUUCAAAUGGCUAAUUUACAAGAAUCAUCAGGAGGAUAUCAAUUAGCUUGGAAGUUAUUUUGGGAUAUUUUUAAGCGAACGAAAAACCUGAAAGAUUUUACUGAACAGAGAGUUUUAAUUGCUAGUAAAAUCAUUGAGUUGUCAGAGCCCCUUGGCUUACAGGUGGAAGCGACGAAAGCUGCAGACUUUAUUGUCCAGACUUUGCUUCGGAAUGAAAUUGCGGAUGAACCCGAAAAGAAGAGUCGUCUGUUUGAACAAGCUGCUACAUUAUACUUUCAGCUUGGGAAGCCUUUUUAUGCUGUUCCCUUAUAUUAUCAAGCAUUCGAAUUGACGAUGAACAAUCCGACUUGUCAUGGAUUGAUUUUAAUGAAUAAUCUAGCUACUAGCUUACUCGCUCAAACAGAUCAUACUGAUAAAAAAUACCACGAAAAGUUACUUCAGCAGUCUAGAGACUGGAGCCAAAAAGCUGUGGACUCAUAUCAUUUCGCCUAUCCAAAGGAUCGCAACGUGGAAUGUCAUUCAGGAUGUGCUGCAGCUUUCUUUAAUUUGGGACAGAUUGCAGAGAGAAAUGGAGAUAAAGAAAGCGCUAUUAAAAACUAUCGAAACGCUGAAUCCUUACGGGCUCACGACCCGUAUAAUGAUGGGUCUAUGAUGGCCCAUAUCGCGUUAGAUCGUUUAGACAAAAAUUCCUUCUUGCGCUCAAACGACGAUUAACAAGUAUUUUAGUAUGUCUAGUAUAAUGUAUCUAUAUUAACUUGUCUUUCUUCUAUAAAAUGAUCCUCUAAAACGUU
This is a messenger RNA of Schizosaccharomyces octosporus yFS286, 1226 nucleotides long. RefSeq lists its product as uncharacterized. The transcript has a single exon. Gene Ontology annotation, cellular component: i-AAA complex. The record is from RefSeq and is a predicted model, not a curated record. Lineage: Eukaryota; Fungi; Ascomycota; Schizosaccharomycetes; Schizosaccharomycetales; Schizosaccharomycetaceae. Gene Ontology annotation, molecular function: misfolded protein binding. Bases 94 to 1149 code for a protein of 351 amino acids. Gene Ontology annotation, biological process: protein quality control for misfolded or incompletely synthesized proteins.